GGUUCCUCCCAGCAGCCUCUCAGCUCAGAGGGAAAGCUUUUCUUCUCACAGCAGCGGCGGGGAUUUUUUGCCUGCACACGCCGGAUAUUCACCACAUCCAAAAAACACACCCUCGCGACUGAAAGCGGCGACACAAGGACACUUUCUGGGUCGUGAAUCCCUCCCCGUCCCACCUCUCUGAUUUGGGCCGUCGUUGCUUUUUCUCCAGUGUAGUUUUUUUAUUUUUGCCCUCCUGACUGUCUUUCUGUGGCGCACUCAGCUUUCUUCUGCUGACAUGGUAGAUUAUCACGCUGCCAACAACCAGUCCUCGGUCGGAGGGGCGCAGACCUACAUGGAGCAGGAGAAUGACUGGGACCGGGACUUGCUCCUAGACCCGGCCUGGGAGAAGCAGCAGAGGAAGACGUUCACGGCGUGGUGUAACUCCCAUCUGCGGAAGUCUGGCACGCAGAUUGAAAACAUCGAGGAGGACUUCAGGGAUGGACUCAAGCUCAUGCUGCUGCUGGAGGUCAUCUCAGGCGAACGGUUACCUAAACCUGAGCGAGGCAAGAUGAGGGUCCAUAAGAUCAACAACGUCAACAAAGCUCUGGACUUCAUCGCCAGCAAAGGAGUCAAACUGGUCUCUAUUGGAGCAGAAGAAAUCGUGGACGGAAACGCCAAGAUGACCCUGGGAAUGAUCUGGACCAUCAUCCUCCGCUUCGCCAUUCAGGACAUCUCUGUAGAAGAGACCUCUGCGAAGGAGGGUCUUCUGCUGUGGUGCCAGAGGAAGACCGCUCCCUACAAGAAUGUCAACGUGCAGAACUUCCACAUUAGCUGGAAGGACGGUCUCGCCUUCAACGCUCUGAUCCACAGACACAGACCUGAUCUCAUCGAUUACGACAGCCUCAGAAAGGACGACCCAUUGCACAAUCUGAACAACGCCUUCGAGGUGGCCGAGAAGCACCUGGACAUCCCCAAAAUGUUGGACGCAGAAGACAUCGUGGGUACGCUGAGGCCGGAUGAGAAGGCCAUAAUGACCUAUGUAUCCUGCUUCUAUCACGCCUUCUCUGGCGCACAGAAGGCUGAGACAGCCGCCAACCGCAUCUGCAAAGUGCUGGCUGUCAACCAGGAGAACGAGCAGAUGAUGGAGGACUACGAGAAACUGGCCAGUGAGCUGCUGGAGUGGAUCCGCCGGACCAUCCCCUGGCUGGAGAACCGAACCCAGGAGAAGACAGUGAAUGACAUGCAGGCAAAACAGGAGGACUUCAGAGACUACCGCUGUGUUCACAAACCACCCAAGGUCCAAGAGAAAUGCCAGCUGGAGAUCAGCUUCAACACUCUGCAGACUAAACUGAGACUCAGCAACAGACCUGCCUUCAUGCCAUCAGAGGGACGCAUGGUUUCUGACAUCAACGGAGCGUGGCACACUCUGGAAGGAGCAGAAAAAAAAGGCUACGAGGAGUGGAUCCUCAGCGAGAUCAGACGUCUGGAGAGACUGGAGCACUUGGCUGAGAAGUUCCACCAGAAGGCUGCGAUCCAUGAAUCCUGGACCGAUGGUAAGGAGGCCAUGCUGACCCAGAAAGACUAUGAGACUUCCACCCUGUCAGAAGUGAAGGCAUUGCUACGAAAACACGAGGCCUUUGAGAGCGACCUGGCAGCCCAUCAGGACAGAGUGGAGCAGAUCGCCGCCAUUGCACAAGAACUCAAUGAGCUGGAUUACUACGACUCUGCCAGCGUCAAUGCUCGCUGCCAGAAGAUCUGUGAUCAAUGGGAUGUCCUGGGAGCCCUCACCCAGAGCCGCAAAGAGUCACUGGAGAGGACAGAGAAGCAGCUGGAGUCAAUAGACGAGCUUUACCUGGAGUACGCAAAGAGAGCGGCGCCCUUCAACAACUGGAUGGAGGGAGCGAUGGAGGACCUGCAGGACAUGUUCAUCGUUCACAACAUCGAGGAGAUCCAGGGUCUCAUCACAGCCCACGAGCAGUUCAAGUCCACCCUGCCGGAGGCCAACAAGGCGGAGGCCAUCCAGUCCAUCCAGGCCGAGGUGCAGAAGAUCGCCCAGAGCAACGGCAUCAAGCUGAGCGGUGGGAACCCCUACACCACCAUCACACCCGAGAGCAUCGACAGCAAAUGGGAAAAGGCAAUGGAGAUGGUGCCGCAGCGUGACACAGCCCUGCAGGAAGAGCUCAAUAAGCAGAAUAGCAACGACAGUCUGAGAGCCAAGUUUGCCACUCAGGCCAACACCGUCGGCGCCUAUAUACAGGACAAGAUGGAGGAAAUCGGCAGGAUAUCCAUUGAAAUGAACGGCACUCUGGAGGACCAGCUGACCAGCCUGAAGGACUACCAGCAAAACAUCGUGUCUUACACGCCUGAAAUUAACACACUGGAGGGAUACCAUCAGCUCAUCCAGGAGGCCCUCAUCUUUGACAACCAGUACACUUCCUAUACGAUGGAGCACCUCCGUGUGGGUUGGGAGCAGCUUCUCACUACCAUCGCCAGGACCAUAAACGAGGUCGAGAACCAGAUCCUGACUCGUGACGCCAAGGGCAUCAGCCAGGAGCAGCUGUACGAGUACCGCGCCUCCUUCAACCACUUCGACAAGGACCACAGCGGGGCCCUGCAGGCCGAGGAGUUCAAGGCCUGUUUGAUCAGUCUGGGCUACGAUGUGGAGAACGACAAGCAGGGUGACACCGAAUUUGCUCGCAUCAUGGGCAUAGUGGACCCCAACGGCAGCGGCACCGUCACCUUCCAGGCCUUCAUUGACUUCAUGUCCAGGGAAACGACCGACACGGACACCGCAGACCAGGUCAUCGCCUCCUUCAAGAUCCUGGCCGCUGAUAAGAACUACAUCACGGCCGACGAGCUGAGGCGGGAGCUCCCCCCCGACCAGGCGGAGUACUGCAUCGCCCGCAUGGCGCCCUACGCAGGGCCCGACGCCGUUCCCGGAGCCCUCGACUACAUGUCUUUCUCCACCGCUCUGUAUGGUGAGAGCGACCUGUAGAGGAGGAAGAGGAGGGCUGGACAGACGAGGGAGGGAGG
Messenger RNA from Plectropomus leopardus (leopard coralgrouper), 3012 nucleotides. It is a transcript of the gene actn4, whose product is annotated as actinin, alpha 4. The record is from RefSeq and is a predicted model, not a curated record. Gene Ontology annotation, molecular function: protein binding; calcium ion binding. NCBI's taxonomy places the organism in Eukaryota, Metazoa, Chordata, Actinopteri, Perciformes, Serranidae.